AUGGGCGCGCACAUCCCGGAGUCCAACUCCAGCGGCAACCUGACGCCUGCCGUGUCCGAGGCUGCAGCUGUGCUGCCGGGCUACCUGCUGGUCCUCCUGUCGGUCCUCAUGGUGGCUCUGGUGAUCGUCGUGGUGGCCGGGAACGCGCUGGUCAUCAUGGCUUUUAUUGUGGAUAAAACCCUGAGAACUCAAAGCAACUACUUCUUUCUGAACCUUGCCAUUUCGGAUUUUCUUGUGGGUGCGUUCUGCAUCCCGGUGUACAUCCCCUACAACCUGACAGGCAGGUGGAUGCUGGGGAAGGGGCUCUGCAAAGUGUGGCUGGUCAUGGACUACCUGCUGUGCUCCGCCUCGGUCUUCAACAUCGUCCUCAUUAGUUAUGACCGCUUCCUGUCAGUGACGAGGGCGGUGAAAUACAGAGCUCAAAGGAACAUCACCCAGCAAGCUGUGUUGAAGAUGGGGGCAGUGUGGGUGCUGGCCUUCCUCCUCUACGGUCCCGCCAUCAUCUUCUGGGAAGUGAUUGUGGGCCAGAGCAUUGUCCCGGCCCACGAAUGCUAUGCAGAGUUUUAUUUCACCUGGUACUUCCUGCUCAGCGCUUCUACCUUUGAGUUCUUCACUCCGUUUGUGUCUGUGGCCUUCUUUAACCUCAGCAUUUACCUGAACAUCCACCGGAGGAACAAGAACGGGAACAUGUGUGCCGAGGAGGACAUCAAGCCAAGGAGGAAGUCGAAGAAGCACAAGGACGGCGUGGGCUGGUCUGUGUUUUUCGUCAAGACCCGGAAAGUGACGUCCAGCGAGCCCGCUGCCAUCUCCGCAGUUAUAGAGGACGAUGACAUUCUGUCGCCCUCCUCCAGCGGGUGCCCUGACACCAGUCAGAUCUUUGUACAGCGAGAAAAACUCUCUCCGCGCCGAAAAAACUCUCGGCUGUUUCAGCCAACGGCUUCCUGCGUCAUGGCUCCCGGCCGGAGGACUGCGGUGUCCCGCCUCUCCAGAGACAAAAAGAUAGCCAAAUCCUUGGCCAUCAUCGUGUGCAUCUUUGGAAUAUGCUGGGCUCCCUACACUCUGCUGAUGAUCAUCCGUGCAGCCUGUGGCGGGGAGUGUGUGGCCGACUAUUGGUACGAGAUUACAUUUUGGCUUCUGUGGCUGAACUCGGCCAUCAACCCGUUCUUGUACCCUCUGUGCCACAGCAGCUUCCGUAGGGCUUUCUCCAAGAUACUUUGUCCUAAAAGACAGUCGGUGCAGCCUCAAAUUGAGGCUCAGUCCUGCUAGACAAACUCUGUUGCACAGCCAU
Nematolebias whitei (Rio pearlfish) is the source of this 1288-nucleotide messenger RNA. RefSeq names its product histamine H3 receptor. Gene Ontology annotation, cellular component: membrane. NCBI's taxonomy places the organism in Eukaryota, Metazoa, Chordata, Actinopteri, Cyprinodontiformes, Rivulidae. Bases 1 to 1266 code for a protein of 421 amino acids. The transcript is spliced from 3 exons. Gene Ontology annotation, biological process: adenylate cyclase-activating adrenergic receptor signaling pathway. Gene Ontology annotation, molecular function: histamine receptor activity. The record is from RefSeq and is a predicted model, not a curated record.